Molecule: messenger RNA, 1368 nt
Organism: Triticum aestivum (bread wheat)
Lineage: Eukaryota; Viridiplantae; Streptophyta; Magnoliopsida; Poales; Poaceae
Product: peroxidase 2
Exons: 2
Coding region: 67-1065 (332 amino acids)
Biological process (GO): response to oxidative stress; hydrogen peroxide catabolic process
Molecular function (GO): peroxidase activity; heme binding
Source: RefSeq, a predicted model, not a curated record
AUUGACCACUUACACUUCUCUCUUCCCAUCCAAUCUUAGUCGAGCAAGCAAGCUAGCUUCGAAAAUAUGGCGGCUGUUGCUGCAAAGCUGCACGUUCUGAUGGCUUGUGCAUUGCUGCUCCUCGCUGUGGGGUGCCAGGCCAGCCCUUUCUGGCCACUGCAGAUCGGGUUCUACCACGACAAGUGCCCCCAAGCGGAGGCCGUUGUCAAGGGCGUCAUGGAGAAGGCCAUCUCCCAGAACCCCGGCAAUGGCGCCGCCAUGAUCCGCAUGCUCUUCCACGACUGCUUCGUCGAGGGAUGUGAUGCUUCCGUCCUACUCGACCCAACCCCGUUCAGCCCGACGCCGGAGAAGCUCAGCCCGCCGAACGACCCUUCCCUGCGGGGCUUCGAGCUGAUUGACGCGAUUAAGGACGCCGUCGAGGCGGCCUGUCCGGGCGUCGUCUCCUGCGCCGACAUCGUCGCCUUCGCGGCCCGUGACGCCUCCUGCAUCCUCAGCAGGGGCAAGGUGAACUUCGAAAUGCCGUCCGGCCGCCGCGACGGCACCUUCUCCAACGCCUCCGAGCCGCUCAAGUUCCUGGUCCCACCGGCGUCCAACCUCGGCGAACUCAUCGAGAGCUUCGUCGUCAAGGGCCUCAACGCGGAGGACCUGGUCAUCCUCUCCGGUGCGCACACCAUCGGCCGCUCCCACUGCUCCUCCUUCGUCCCCGACCGCCUCAACGCCCCCUCCGACAUCAACGGCGGCCUCGCCGCGUUCCUGAGGAGGCAGUGCCCGGCCGACGCGACCUCGGGCGGCAACGACCCGACGGUGAUGCAGGACGUGGUGACGCCCAACAAGCUGGACAGGCAGUACUACAAGAACGUGCUGUCGCACACCGUGCUCUUCACCUCCGACGCGGCGCUCAUGACGUCGGCGGAGACGGCGAGAAUGGUGGUGGACAACGCCAACAUCCCCGGGUGGUGGGAGGACAGGUUCGAGAAGGCCAUGGUGAAGAUGGCCGGCAUCGAGGUCAAGACCGGCUACCAGGGCCAGAUCAGGAAGAACUGCCGCGCAAUCAACUACUACUAAGUGGAGUGGUACAGCUGCGCACGUACGUACGGGUGCAUGCAUGGUGAAAGAUCACUCAAUCUCGAUUCAUUCUUUGCUCUAACCUGCAAGCGAGUUCAUGUUAUUGUAAAAUUUGGCAAUUCUUUCACUGCGCUCUUUUUCUUAAUUGUCGUUUUUUCCUUUGGUUAUUUCUUUGUCCAAUUCUCUCCGAGCUACGUAAUUCUUUGUGUAUAUGGGGUAGUACAUGUGUGACUGCAAAGCAAUGUUGUUAUAAUGUUCUGUAUUUGGAAUAAUAAAGUGAUGCAUGCAACAAUUUUUUUUAAA